GCUGGGGUGAGGUUGCCUCGUUGAGUCCGUGUUAUGUCCCUACAAAAGCACGUUUUUCAUCCGUGAUUCAUUAUUUUUUUGCAGUAGUUGUUAUAGUUGAUUGAUACAAAUGGAUGACGAAAAACUGAUAGAACUUAUUAAAGAGAAUAGAUUUUUGUAUGACCCGUCACAUCCCAAAUAUAUGGAUCCGAAGUACAAAGUAAAAGUUUGGCAAUCGAUAGGAAAUAAACUGAAAAUUUCCGGAGUACAAUGCAAGACUCGAUGGACAAACAUUAGAGAUCAUUUUCGAAGGCAUUUACUAAAGCGUAAAAAAAUGCCGGAGUACGUUACUGAGUUUAGAAAGAAGUACAAAUAUGCCGAUCGCCUGCAGUUCCUCGUGCCUUUUACGAUUGACAGACAUGCAGGAUAUAAUUCCUCUCUGCAAGAAACAUCAGCACAUACAGAACUGAUGGAUGACAUCAAUGAAGCGAUCCCCGAUGAGCAAUCUGAUACUGAAACCAACCAGUCCCAGAUCUCAUCAUCUGUACCUGCGAAGACUUUCCAAGGUUGCAGCAACGUGGGGCGAUCACAAAGCACCUCCUCUCUUGCCGAUACACCUUCGCUCCCUCCGGUGAAAUAUAUCAUCGAUAAGGAUGACCCUCAGAAUAUCUCACAUGCUGCGUCCAAUGAUGAUAUAGAUACUUUCCUAAUGGGAAUCGCAUCUACCUUAAAAAGAUUAAACCCCUACAACCAACACGUAGCCAAAGGACAGAUUUUUAAUAUUGUACACGAAAUGGAGGCCCAAGAAUUCUUCAGUCAAGCACCGCACGGUUCUAACACAUCUCCUCGACAUUCUCUUGACAGUGACUCGAGGCGGUCAAAUGAGCCUAGCUAACAACAG
This is a messenger RNA of Nezara viridula (southern green stink bug), 880 nucleotides long. The record is from the annotation of a GenBank genome assembly. Lineage: Eukaryota; Metazoa; Arthropoda; Insecta; Hemiptera; Pentatomidae.